Messenger RNA from Sus scrofa (pig), 10718 nucleotides. It is a transcript of the gene PRRC2C, whose product is annotated as proline rich coiled-coil 2C. Lineage: Eukaryota; Metazoa; Chordata; Mammalia; Artiodactyla; Suidae. Gene Ontology annotation, biological process: hematopoietic progenitor cell differentiation. The record is from RefSeq and is a predicted model, not a curated record.
GCCGGAUGACGUCGUACGUAGGGGCUGGCUAGCCGCCAUCUUGCUUCUUUUUCUCGCUCGCUAUCUCCCUCUUGGGAAGCAGCGAAAGUGCUUUGGCGGUUUGUCCAUCUGCAGCUUCGGGUUCCGCGUCGCGUGGUCCUUCCAGCCGCCCCCUACCCCCAGUCUCCCUUCCCCCUUCCCUGAUCAGAGCACGGCGGAGCCCCUAGACGUGCGCAAACACACUCAGCUUGACACUCACCCUGGCCGGCUGGUUUUAAGGGGUGUGGCAGGAGGUUCUGGACUCGAUGAGUUUCCACCGAAAUGUCGGAGAAGUCAGGCCAGAGCACAAAAGCAAAGGAUGGGAAAAAGUAUGCGACCCUCAGUUUAUUUAAUACUUACAAGGGUAAAUCAUUAGAAACUCAGAAAACUACAGUUGCAGCUCGACAUGGAUUACAGAGUCUUGGAAAAGUUGGUAUUUCACGGCGUAUGCCUCCGCCUGCUAACCUCCCAAGUCUCAAAGCAGAAAACAAAGGCAAUGAUCCUAAUGUGAACAUUGUACCUAAAGAUGGCACAGGAUGGGCAUCAAAACAAGAGCAGCAUGAAGAAGAAAAAGCACCAGAAGUUCCACCAGCACAACCAAAACCUGGGGUUACAGCUCCCCCAGAAGUAGCACCUGCUCCCAAAUCAUGGGCCAGUAACAAGCAAGGUGGGCAAGGAGAUGGAAUCCAGGUGAAUAGUCAUUUUCAGCAAGAAUUUCCCAGCCUGCAGGCAGCUGGGGAUCAGGAAAAAAAAGAAAAAGAAGCAAAUGAUGACAACUAUGGGCCUGGACCCAGUUUACGCCCACCAAAUGUUGCUUGUUGGAGAGAUGGUGGUAAAUCUGUUGGUUCACCUUUAACAUCUGACCAAGAUGAAAAGCCUGGCCAGGAUGAAAGCGCAGCCGGAACAUCAGAGCAAAAUGAUAUUCUUAAAGUGGUGGAAAAGAGAAUAGCUUGUGGUCCCCCACAGGCUAAACUGAAUGGACAACAGCCUGCCCUCGCUUCCCAAUACAGAGCUAUGAUGCCUCCUUAUAUGUUUCAGCAAUAUCCAAGGAUGGCCUAUCCUCCUCUUCAUGGUCCCAUGAGGUUUCCACCUUCUUUAUCUGAAACAAACAAAGGCCUUCGAGGAAGAGGCCCACCUCCUUCAUGGGCCUCUGAGCCUGAACGCCCCUCCAUCCUUAGUGCAUCAGAACUGAAGGAGCUUGAUAAAUUUGAUAACCUAGAUGCUGAAGCUGAUGAAGGUUGGGCAGGUGCUCAGAUGGAAGUAGAUUAUACAGAACAGCUAAAUUUCAGUGAUGAUGAUGAGCAAGGAAGUACUAGUCCUAAAGAGAACAGCAGUGAGGAUCAAGAUUCAAAAGGCUCUGAAAACACUGAAAACCGAAAAGAAGCAGAUGAAGUUUACAACACUAAAUCAUCUUCUCAGAUACCUGCCCAGCCACCUGUAGCAAAAGGUCCCUAUGGGAAAGGACCUCCAUUUAAUCAGGAUCGAGGACCAUCCUCACACUUGCCACCACCUCCAAAGUUGCUUGCACAGCAGCAUCCUCCUCCAGACCGACAGGCAGCACCUGGAAGACCAGGCCCUUUCCCCCCCAAGCAACAGGUCCCAGAUGAAGAUGAAAUAUGGAAGCAAAGAAGACGACAACAGUCAGAACUUUCUGCAGCAGUGGAACGUGCUCGUAAACGGCGUGAAGAGGAAGAGCGAAGAAUGGAAGAACAGAGGAAAGCAGCGUGUGCAGAGAAACUGAAACGAUUGGAUGAAAAGCUUGGCAUAGUGGACAAACAACCCUCUCCAGAGGAAAUUAGAGAAAGGGAGCGAGAAAAAGAACGAGAAAAAGAACGAGAACGUGAGAAAGAACUUGAAAAAGAACAAGAACGGGAGCGAGAGAAGGAGAGGGAAAAAGAAAGGGAAAGACAACAGGAGAAGGAAAAAGAACUGGAGCGAGAGCAGGAAAAACAGAGAGAAAUGGAAAAGGAAAGAAAGCAAGAAAAAGAGAAAGAAAUAGAACGGCAACAAGAAAAGGAAAAAGAACUGCAGGUGAUGAAAGAACAGGAAAAGGAAUGUGAACUGGAGAAGAAAGAAAGGGAGAAAAUGGAAGAAAAAACUGAACACAGAGAACCUACUUUAGAGCCUAUGGUAGAAAAACCAGAAAGUGAAAACAACUGUAAUAAAGAGGAUGACCCAGUUUUCUCUAGACAAGACAGCAAUCGCAGUGAAAAAGAGACCACUCAAGCAGCACAUGAAGCAGAACCAGAAUCUGGAUCUCAGCCUCGGCCUGCUGUAUUAUCUGGCUAUUUUAAACAGUUUCAGAAGUCUUUACCACCACGAUUCCAGCGGCAGCAGGAACAGAUGAAACAACAGCAGUGGCAGCAGCAGCAGCAGCAGCAAGGUGUACUUCCACAAACAGUUCCUUCACAACCAUCUAGUGGUGCUGUCCCUCCACCGCCACACAGACCUCUCUACCAGCCCAUGCAGCCUCACCCUCAGCAUUUGGCCUCUAUGGGUUUUGAUCCAAGGUGGCUCAUGAUGCAGUCAUAUAUGGAUCCACGCAUGAUAUCAGGUAGACCAGCUAUGGACAUUCCACCCAUUCAUCCUGGAAUGAUUCCACCUAAGCCAUUAAUGAGAAGAGAUCAGGUGGAAGGAACACCGAACAAUUCUGAGUCAUUUGAGCACAUAGCUCGAACUACAAGAGAUCAUGCUAUUUCCCUCUCUGAGCCUCGUGUGAUGUGGGGGUCAGAUACCUAUCCUCACACUGAGCCUCAACAGGCCACUACUCCCAAGGCGACAGAAGAACCUGAGGAUGUCAGACCUGAAGCCCCAUUGGAUCAGGAACAGAUAACUGCUGCUUAUCCUGUAGAACACAGUCAGUUAGAGGCUCAUCCAAAAGCAGACUUCAUCAGAGAAUCAAGUGAGACAGAAGUUCAAAAGUUUUUAAGCAGAUCAGUGGAGGACAUUAGACCUCACCAUACUGACACAAAUAAUCAGUCUGCUUGUUUUGAUGUAUCUGAUCGAAAGACUAUAUCCACUCCUCAAGAAGAGCGAAUUUCAUCUGGAGAAACUCAGCCUGCCCGGAAAAGAAGUGUUUCCCAUGGAUCUAACCAUACUCAAAAAUCAGAGGAGCAGAGAAAUGAACCAUCUGCAAGCAUUCCUAAAGUAACUGGCAGGUGCCUUGAUUCAAAAGAACCAGCAGAAAGGCCAGAGGAAAAACCAAAAAAAGAGGGCUUUAUACGAUCUUCUGAAGGACCAAAACCUGAAAAACCAUAUAAGUCUAAAUCAGAAACUCGUUGGGGCCCAAGACCAGGCUCUAACAGAAGAGAAGAAGGUAAUGAUAGGCCCGUGAGAAGAUCAGGUCCUAUUAAAAAACCUAUACUUAGAGAUAUGAAAGAAGAACGAGAGCAAAGGAAGGAGAAAGAAGGAGAAAAGGGAGAAAAGGUCACUGAAAAAAUUGCAAAACCUGAAAAGACAGAGAAGAAAGAACCUCUUCCUCCUCCCCCACCACCCGUGGCUCCAGUUCAGCCACAGUUGGUUCCACCACCACCUCAGCCAGAAUCAGAGAAAUUUCCUUCAGUGGAAACUUCAACACUGGUGCAAAAGCCACCUCAAGAUACUGAAAAAGCUUUGGAACCUGUAAGUAAUGUUGAAGUAGAGCCAGCAGCUAAAACUGUAAACCAGCAAACUGUCUCAGCACCAACGGUCAAGGAAGAAAAGCAACCAGAAAAAAUCAGCAAAGACCUUGUUACAGAAAGAACUCGACCAGAUUCAAGACCAGCAAUUAAAAAAGAAUCAACUUUACCCCCUAGGACCUAUUGGAAAGAAGCAAGAGAUAGAGAUUGGUUUCCAGAUCAAGGAUACAGAGGUCGAGGCCGAGGUGAAUAUUACUCCAGAGGGCGAAGCUACAGAGGCUCUUAUGGAGGGCGUGGGCGGGGCGGUAGAGGGCACACUCGAGAUUAUCCUCAGUAUAGAGACAGUAAGCCACGAACGGAGCAUGUGCCCCCAGGACCUCUCAGGCAGCGAGAAGAAAGUGAAACACGAAGUGAGAGCUCUGAUUUUGAAGUUGUUCCCAAAAGAAGAAGGCAGCGUGGCUCAGAAACUGACACAGACAGUGAAGUUCAUGAAAGUGCAAGUGACAAGGAUAGUUUAAGCAAAGGUAAACUUCCCAAAAGAGAGGAACGGUCUGAAAACAAAAAACCUAUAAAGCCUCAAUCUUUCAAGCCUGAAAAUCAUGUCCGAAUAGAUAAUAGACCUCUAGAAAAACCUUUUGUAAGGGAUGAUGAUAAAUCUAAACCAGGCUUCCUUCCUAAAGGAGAACCUACAAGGCGAGGCAGAGGGGGAACAUUCAGACGUGGUGGAAGGGAUCCUGGAGGUCGCCCGUCACGCCCUUCCACCUUACGAAGACCUGCCUAUCGGGACAAUCAGUGGAACCCAAGGCAGGCAGAAGUUCCUAAACCAGAUGAUGGAGAGCCACCAAGAAGACAUGAGCAGUUUAUUCCUAUACCAGCAGAUAAACGGCCUCCAAAAUUUGAGCGAAAAUUUGACCCAGCUAGAGAGAGGCCCCGAAGGCAGCGUCCUACCAGACCUCCAAGGCAAGAUAAGCCUCCCCGAUUUAGACGGCUAAGGGAGAGGGAGGCUGCUUCUAAAACCAGCGAGGUGGCAGUGCCUACAAAUGGUACAGUUAAUAAUGUAGUUCAAGAACCAGUUAAUACUGCUGGGGAUAUUUCUGGAAAUAAGACACCAGACUUAUCUAAUCAGAACUCUUCAGAUCAGGCAAAUGAAGAAUGGGAAACAGCUUCUGAAAGCAGUGAUUUCAAUGAGAGGCGCGAAAGGGAUGAAAAAAAAAAUGCUGAUUUGAAUGCACAGGUGGUUGUAAAGGCUGGAGAGAAUGUUUUACCUCCAAAAAGAGAAAUAGCAAAGAGAAGUUUUUCUAGUCAGAGACCUGGCAUAGAUCGCCAGAAUCGGCGUGGCAAUAAUGGUCCACCCAAAUCCGGAAGGAAUUUCUCAGGUCCUAGAAAUGAAAGGAGAAGUGGCCCACCAUCAAAAAGUGGCAAGCGAGGGCCAUUUGAUGACCAGUCAGCAGGCACAACUGGUGCUGAUCCUGUCAAUGGCAGCUCUGCACAUCACCAGGAAGGAGCACCUAAUGGUACAGGACAAAAGAACUCCAAAGAUUCUACUGGGAAAAAAAGAGAAGACCCCAAACCAGGCCCUAAAAAACCCAAAGAGAAAGUGGAUGCACUCUCACAGUUUGAUCUCAACAACUAUGCAAGUGUUGUUAUAAUCGAUGACCAUCCUGAAGUAACGGUAGUUGAAGAUCCUCAGUCAAAUUUAAAUGAUGAUGGUUUUACCGAAGUGGUAUCCAAAAAACAACAAAAACGUCUACAGGAUGAGGAACGCCGAAAGAAGGAAGAACAAAUCAUACAGGUUUGGAAUAAAAAGAAUGCAAGUGAAAAAGGAAGAAGUCAGACUUCCAAGCUCCCGCCAAGAUUUGCCAAAAAACAGGCUACGGGGACCCAGCAAGCACAGCCUCCAGCCUCUGCUCUGGUCUCAGCUCCCGGUCCAGGUUCAACCUCAGCUCCUGUUCCAGCCACAACUUCAGCUCCAGUUCUAGCCUCAGCCCCAGCCCCAGUUCUAGCAUCAUCCUCGGCUCCAGUUUCAGCCCCAGCUGCAGUUCCAAUCUUAACCUCCACCUCUGCUGCACUUCCAACAUUAGCCUCUGCCUCAGCUCCAGUUCCAGCCCCAGCCUCCACCUCAGCUACAGCCACAGCCUCUUCUUCAGUUCCAGCUCCAACCCCAAUCCUUGCCUCAGUUUCCACAUCAGCUUCUGUCCCCAUCCUUACCUCAGCCUCAAUUCCCAUCCUUGCUUCAGCCCUAGCACCAGCUUCAGUUCCAUCUCCAGCUGUCUCAGCCCCAACUGUCCCCACAUCAACCCCAGCUGCCCCUGCCUCAGCCUCCACUACCCCUGCCUCACUCCCAGCCCCAACCCCAACCCCAGCCCCAGCUCCAGCAGCAGCCCCAACCCCCGCCUCCACCCUAGUCCAAGUCCCAGCACUUCCCCCAGCUCCAGCCUCCACUGCCCCAGGCCAGACUCAGGGACAGAUUCACAAAACAGUCCAGAGUCCGCUGCAGACUACAACACAGUCUUCAAAACAGCCACCUCCUUCAAUUAGACUACCUUCAGCUCAGACACCUAAUGGCACAGAUUAUGUCGCCACAGGAAAAUCCAUCCAGAGCUCACAGUCACAUGGCACUCUUAAGACUGAAUUAUGGGAUAACAAAGUGGCCCCACAAGCUGUACUGAAUGACAUCUCUAAGAAAUUAGGUCCCAUUAGUCCACCACAGCCACCUUCAGUCAGUGCAUGGAAUAAGCCCCUAACAUCAUUUGGAUCAGCUGCUUCAUCAGAGGGAACAAAGAAUAGUCAAGAAAGUGGAGUUGAAAUUGGAAUUGACACAAUUCAGUUUGGUGCUCCAGCUUCUAAUGGGAACGAAAAUGAAAUUGUUCCCGUGCUUUCAGAAAAAACUACUGACAAAAUGUCUGAACCUAAAGAACAAAGGCAGAAGCAGCCACGGGCAGGCCCUAUCAAAGCCCAGAAGCUUCCAGAUUUGAGUCCAGUGGAAAACAAAGAACAUAAACCUGGUCCUAUUGGAAAGGAACGUUCAUUGAAAAACAGAAAAGUAAAAGAUGCCCAGCAGGUGGAGCCAGAAGGACAAGAGAAACCAAGCCCUGCUACAGUCAGAAGUACAGAUCCUGUGACAACAAAGGAAACCAAAGCAGUUUCAGAAAUAUCUACUGAAAUAGGAACAAUGAUUUCAGUAUCAUCCACAGAAUAUGGCACUAACGUAAAGGAAUCUGUAACAGACUAUACUACACCUUCUUCCUCUCUGCCUAACACUGUGGCUACUAAUAAUGCAAAGAUGGAGGAUACUUUGGUUAAUAAUGUGCCCUUGCCCAACACCCUCCCCCUCCCUAAGAGGGAGACUAUACAACAGAGCUCCAGCCUAACUUCAGUUCCUCCCACUACUUUCAGCCUCACCUUCAAGAUGGAGUCUGCACGUAAGGCAUGGGAGAAUUCUCCAAAUGUAAGGGAAAAGGGAUCUCCAGUAACUUCCACAGCACCUCCAAUUGCAAGUGGCGUCAGCAGUAGUGCCAGUGGACCAAGCACUGCUAAUUACAACUCAUUCUCAAGUGCAUCGAUGCCUCAGAUUCCUGUUGCUUCAGUCACUCCCACGACUUCACUAUCAGGAGCUGGUACAUACACUACCUCUUCUUUGAGUACAAAAUCUACAACUACAUCAGACCCUCCUAAUAUUUGUAAAGUAAAACCCCAACAAUUACAGACAAGCAGCCUGCCUUCUGCAAGUCAUUUUUCACAGUUAAGUUGUAUGCCUUCCCUUAUUGCCCAGCAACAACAGAGUCCACAAGUCUAUGUGUCUCAGUCUGCAGCAGCUCAAAUCCCUGCUUUUUAUAUGGACACAAGUCAUUUAUUCAAUACGCAACAUGCACGAUUGGCUCCACCUUCCUUGGCUCAGCAACAAGGCUUCCAACCAGGUCUCUCUCAGCCAACUUCAGUUCAGCAGAUUCCAAUCCCUAUAUAUGCACCACUGCAAGGACAGCAUCAAGCCCAACUGAGUCUGGGUGCUGGGCCUGCUGUUUCCCAGGCUCAGGAACUAUUCAGUUCUUCACUUCAACCAUAUAGAUCCCAGCCAGCCUUCAUGCAAAGCAAUCUAUCCCAGCCAUCUGUGGUGCUUUCUGGUACUGCCAUCCAUAACUUUCCAGCUGUCCAACACCAGGAACUUGCCAAGGCACAGUCGGGUCUUGCCUUUCAACAAACGUCAAAUACUCAGCCUAUUCCAAUAUUGUAUGAACAUCAGCUGGGUCAGGCAUCAGGACUAGGAGGUUCCCAGCUGAUUGAUACACAUCUUCUUCAGGCCAGAGCGAAUCUUACCCAGGCUUCAAAUCUUUAUUCUGGACAAGUACAACAGCCUGGUCAGACAAAUUUUUAUAACACUGCCCAGUCACCGAGUGCUCUCCAGCAGGUUACAGUACCUUUACCAGCAUCCCAGCUUUCCUUACCUAAUUUUGGAUCUACGGGGCAACCUUUAAUUGCUCUGCCUCAGACUCUUCAGCCCCCAUUACAGCAUACCACCGCACAAGCACAGGCCCAGAGCCUGAGUCGUCCUGCACAAGUAAGCCAGCCUUUCAGGGGAUUAAUUCCUGCUGGAACACAGCAUAGCAUGAUUGCAACCACAGGAAAAAUGUCUGAAAUGGAACUAAAAGCCUUUGGAAGUGGCAUUGAUAUAAAGCCAGGCACACCGCCAAUCAGCGGUAGAAGCACCACACCAACAUCUAGUCCUUUCCGGGCUACUUCCACAAGUCCAAAUAGCCAGUCCAGCAAGAUGAACAGCAUUGUCUAUCAGAAGCAGUUCCAGUCAGCCCCUGCCACUGUGAGAAUGACACAACCAUUUCCUACACAGUUUGCACCCCAGAUUCUCUCUCAGCCUAACCUGGUCCCUCCAUUGGUAAGAGCCCCACAUACUAACACCUUCCCAGCGCCUGUUCAGAGGCCACCAAUGGCACUGGCCAGUCAGAUGCCUCCUCCGCUGACCACAGGCCUCAUGAGCCAUGCUCGUUUGCCACAUGUAGCCAGGGGUCCUUGUGGAUCACUAUCUGGAGUCAGAGGUAAUCAGGCCCAGGCUGCGUUGAAGGCUGAACAAGACAUGAAGAAGAGAGCUGUGGGAAGAGGACUCAGCCACAAGACAUUUGGUCCUAGGUGUUGGCAAAGCAGAGAGCAGAGGUUCUUCAGUCCACGCAACGGUUCUUCUCUGAACAGCAACAGAACAAACAGAUAGGAAGCAAAGCCCAGAAAGUGGACAGUGAUACAAGUAAACCUUCUGAAACACUGACAGACCCUCCUGGUGUCUGUCAGGAAAAAGUAGAAGAAAAGCCACCCCCUGCACCCACCAUAGCCACCAAACCUGUUAGAACUGGACCAAUCAAACCUCAGGCGAUCAAAACUGAAGAAACAAAAUCUUAAAGGCUAUGGUUUAUUGCAGAGGGUUGGGGAGGGGAGAAGGGAAAGAGGGAGAAUGAAGUCAGAUAAUGCCAGUAGCCAAAAGGGUAAAGUGGUCUCUGACAUUAUCCUCUCCAGAGCCUAGAGGUGCACAAGGGACAUAGGAGCAAUUUACACUGACACACAGCUGCUACACCAGUAAAAUGAGGCUUUGCCAGCUUGCACCCACUAUGUAACAUGCACUCUGUUGAUGGCCAUGCAUCUUCAGUCAGAAUUUAUAUAUUCAUAUGUGCACACAUUCCUGGAGUGCAUAUAACUUAGAACUAAAAUCCUUAUGGUUAGAUAAAAUACCAGAAAUAUGAGGGAAAUAAACUGCAGAGAAAUAGCUCAGCCCGAACAGUGUACUGAUCUCAGUUAAGACAUCAGAUGUGAUUUCUUUGCUCCCUUGUGUUCUUUUAAUGUGGUGAUAUAGCAUUUAUAGGUUUGGUGGUGAAGAACAGAAGAUAACUGGUGCUGGAUAGAGGAGCCUUAUUUUUUAUUAUGGCAGCUUGCUAUUUUUAUAACAUGGUGAUUGAGUUGAACACAAUCAAAGUACAGUAACUGAUCUCCCCUUCUUCCCGGAUGAGUGAGCAGAUGAUGAUAUAUUCAUCCUCGAACAUAUCCAUAUGGGCAAUGUUUGGCUACUGCUUCUGUUUGAAAUGAUGCUGUGUUUUGGUUGUGGCCUGAAGCUUUGAAGUGCUACUUGGCAUCUCCUUUCUUCCAUGGAGCUCUUAGCAUUCAGAAACAUCAGAGCUGGUCAAAUACUAGUUAGGUCACCUGAGUCUUGCUUGCCUCUACAGAGUCAUCUUUGUAUGAAUCCAGUGGUGGGUUUUGUUUAUUUUUAAAACGGUUUUUAACUGAUGUUCAUGAAGAGCAGUGAGUACCUAGAGCUGUGCCACUAAAGAAAGGAUAUUCUAUCUAAGAAGGUGCAUUUCUGUACCAGAGCUGUGUCAUAACCAUCCUUUGGGCCCUCUGCUGGAAAAGUAGAAUCAAGUCUCGAAUAAUGCCUUUUUAAUUAUAUCCUCUAGUAUUAUAGAUGUAGGACAGUACUGUAUCAUACCUCUGUGAAUGUAAAAUAUCUUGUACCUGCUUUAUGAUAUGUAGUAGUGACUGUGCUUUAUCAGAGCUGUUUUUAAUGACGUUAUUCUAGAAUGUUUUCUUUCCAGAUGAUGAUUGAGAAGCUAAUUAAAAAAAAAUGGUGCCAGGUACCACGACAGUAACAAAAUUUUGUUGUUUUCUGGGGUUUUGUUUUUUUACCUUUUUUUUUCUUUUUCUUUUUUUUUUUUUUAAAUGGAGUGUGCUAGUUGUCUCUAUAAUUUUGUUCAGAUGACUGCAGAACCUGGAAAAGCUAUUGCUGCUAUUGAUGCAUAACAUACUGCUAUUGGUCUUUUUAUAUAAAUAAAUAAAUAAAUCUAUAUAUAUAUAUACAUAUAUAUAUAAUUUGAAUUUUUGGAAACUUUAGCUGUGCUGUCAACUUUGGAAAAAGUAUCUCAGUUGUACCGUGUUGGGUUGGCAUUGUACAGAAAUUAACAGCCAUAUUGGUCUAGAAACGUUAAACAUAAUUUUUUCCAUUUGUACAGGGGUAACGCACUGUAUUAAAUAUGUAAGGUCUUAUCUACAUGGGUUUGAUUACAGAAACUAAUAAAGUAUUCUCUAAAUAAUGAA